Molecule: messenger RNA, 2169 nt
Organism: Lotus japonicus
Lineage: Eukaryota; Viridiplantae; Streptophyta; Magnoliopsida; Fabales; Fabaceae
Product: rop guanine nucleotide exchange factor 12-like
Exons: 7
Coding region: 209-1837 (542 amino acids)
Molecular function (GO): guanyl-nucleotide exchange factor activity
Source: RefSeq, a predicted model, not a curated record
UCCUAAAAAAACACCAUUUGCAACUCUGGCUUCUCCCCCUGCUAUUUUCCUCCUUCUCUCUCCCUUGCCAGACAAGUAACAACAAACUUGCAUUUUCUUUUCUUUCAUUCCUCCCCUUUCCCCUCCCUCAGGGACCUGGGAACCCCAUGUUUUGUUCUUGUUUGUUCAGGCUUUGAGAAAGUUUUUUCCUUCAAAUUUAUAAGGAAAAAUGGUUCGGGCACUGGAACAAGAGCAGGAAAGUUACAGGUCCAAAUUAUUCCAUUUCAGAGGGAUGUUUGAGAAUACGGGGAGGCAUACAAAGAGCUUGAGCAUUGAGAGCGCCAGCACGUUAAGUCCUUCAGACGAAGAUCCAGCAACAUCGAGAAGUCAAGGAUCAAAACCUCUAAAUGAUUCUACUGAGAAGGCUCAAAGGUCAAGAGCAAUCAAGGAGGAAAUAGCAGCAAAAGAAGCCAAAGAGAAGCUAUUGCAAGAAAUGGAACAGAUGAAGGAGAGAUUUGCUAAAUUGCUAUUGGGGGAGGAUAUGUCUGGUGGAGGAAAGGGUGUUUCAUCAGCUCUGGCACUGUCAAAUGCAUUCACAAACCUUGCUGCUGCUGUUUUUGGUGAACAAAAGCGCCUAGAGCCGAUGCCGCCCGAGAGGAAAGCCAGAUGGAGAAAGGAAAUUGAUUGGCUUCUAUCAGUGACAGAUUAUGUUGUUGAGAUGGUUCCUACUCAACAAAAAGCAAAAGAUGGAUCCAGCAUGGAGAUUAUGACAACGCGACAACGAACGGAUCUCCACAUGAAUAUCCCUGCCUUAAGAAAGCUUGACAACAUGCUUAUUGAUUGUCUAGAUAACUUCAAAGACCAGAAUGAGUUCUACUAUGUAUCAAAAGAUGCAGAUGAUGCAGAUAAAGAUAGUUCAAAGAGAAAAAAUGAUGACAAGUGGUGGUUACCUACACCUAAGGUUCCUGCAGAGGGUUUAUCUGAUGUGGCGAGAAGGUUUCUGCAGUAUCAAAAAGAUUGUAUGAAUCAAGUACUUAAAGCAGCGAUGGCCAUAAAUGCACAGACCCUAUCGGAGAUGGAGAUCCCUGAAAGCUAUAUUGAAUCCCUACCCAAGAAUGGAAGAGCCAGUCUAGGGGACUCGAUCUACCGUAGCAUUACAGAUGACGUUUUUGAUCCUGAUCAGUUCCUAGCUACUAUGGACAUGACAUCAGAACAUAAAAUCCUAGAUCUCAAGAACAGAAUCGAGGCGUCAAUAGUGAUUUGGAAGCGGAAGAUGAACCAAAAAGAUACCAAGUCAGCUUGGGGUUCUGCUGUGAGCUUGGAAAAAAGAGAACUCUUUGAAGAGAGAGCAGAAACCAUCUUAAUUCUUUUGAAGCACCGUUUUCCUGGGCUUCCCCAAUCUUCAUUGGAUAUAAGCAAAAUCCAAUUCAACCGGGAUGUGGGGCAAGCUGUUCUUGAAAGCUAUUCAAGAAUAUUGGAAAGUUUGGCUUUUACAGUGCUGUCAAGAAUAGAAGAUGUACUCCAUGCAGAUCACCUCACUCAAAACCCAUCACUAGCUGGAAGAAGGAGCAGUGUGAGAAACCAAGUUCCCAAGCCAGAGAAGUGUCCAACUCCUAGAGAAGAGGUGGACAAGGGUGGAGCAGAAACACCCGGGUCAAUGACACUAUCUGAUUUCAUGGGUUGGCAUGGUGAUCAAGGUGACUCAGACAUUAAGAAGGACCCUCUUGCUGCAACAGAUGACUUCUACAAAGACAUUGAUAGUGGAAAGCCUCAAAAACUCCCAAAUGUAGUGACAGACAAGAAGGUUUCUUAUCUUGAGACCUUGGGAGGUAUGAGAAGUCCCACAUCGCGUCAUUAACCCAGAAAAGUUAAGAGUUAAGAGUUGUAAGAGGGAGAGAUUUAAAAAAGGCAAGAAAACAAGAAUGGUUGGUCUUGGAGAGGAGUUGUUUGAGACCUUAUUUAUUCUUGAUCAUCUAUUCUUUCUUUUUGUACAUAAAAAUGAAUAUAACAAUCAUCAGGGUUUGAGGUAUUUUUCACAAGUUGUGUAUGGUGGCACCUACAAAAUGUGAAUUUUUUUAUGAACUCACACCGCCAUUGUACCUUAAAAAGGCUUGUAACUCUAAUCAGCCUAUGAUGGCAGGAGGAUUAGGCCUGAUAGAAAGAACCAUUCCUAACUCUCAUUUGCAUAAA